This is a messenger RNA of Caenorhabditis angaria, 2626 nucleotides long. The record is from the annotation of a GenBank genome assembly. NCBI's taxonomy places the organism in Eukaryota, Metazoa, Nematoda, Chromadorea, Rhabditida, Rhabditidae.
AUGCUUCUCCUAUUUCUUCUCACAUUUCUGUUAUCUCCGAGCUUCCAACAACAAACUUUCCAAAAUACAAUUUUCGAUUUACCCGCACAACUCGGUGGUGAACCAGUUGGUGUAGCUGCACAAGCUCAAGGCGCCCCAACAUUUGUCAAAUUACCUGACGCAGUUCCUCCACCAGCUCAACCUGCACCUCCAAUUGCUCCACCUGCAAUUCCAACUCCAGCUCCCGCAUUCACAUUCCCAACCUUGGCACCUUUCACAUUGCCCUCCCAUCCAACUCUUCCACCAUUUAGCAUUCCAACACAUGCUCCAUUUACUUUCCCAGUUUUCACAACUCCUGCUCCAUUUGUUCCACCAAGUCCAUAUCAACCACAACAACAAACUCAAAAUUAUCAAUAUAGUGGAUAUCCACAAUAUUAUAAUCAACAACAACAACAAUAUACAGGAUAUAAUCAGGUUGGCUUAGAUUUCAAGAAAACAUUUAUUUUAAAAUCCUCCUAUGAACUUUCUGAACUUCCAAUGCUGAUCUGUUUAAUAUUCCAAAUACAUUUCUUGCCACGUGGCAUUUUUAGGAUACUGUAGAUUAGAGACUAGGAUUUCUGAUUUUGAGAAUUUCAUUCACAGAAAUCUUUAAAAGAUUUUUUGCCAUGUGGCACUUUUUUAUAGAUUUGGAUUAUUGAGGAUACAAAUAACAUGAGUCACAAAAACUUAUCAAUAAAAAUAACAAGUUCCUCCGUUCUUCAAUUUUUAUUACUGACAGUCAUAUUUCCCGAAAGUUUUGUUAUUGUUUUCUUUUCUUUUAUUAUUCAAAAUAACACAAAGAUGCCGUUGUAAACACAAUCAAAUCAAUUAGGAAAGGCAGAUACAGGAAAAAUACACGAAAGAAAAAUCUGGUUUUCGAACUGGAUAUGUUUUCUGUGGCUUUUGUGUUUUUCCUAGAUAAAUAUGUAUAUAUAACAACAGGUAUAACAAGAGAAAGGAGAAAAAAGGAAAAGAAAACGAGAAAUCUGUGGAUAAAAAACAUGAAAAAAAAAAGAAAAUAUGGAUAGAAGGGAUCUAUAGGAAAUUAAGGGUUUUUGAAUUUAAACAUUAUGAUACAUUAUAUUCGCGCUCAACCUUCAGCAACCCAAAACUCAUCAUUUUUCAGCAAUACAAUCAACAACCAUACAACAAUUACUACAAUAAUUAUUAUAAUCAACAAGUUCAACAACCUCAACAACCUCAAAUCCAACAAGUACCUCAACCUCAACAAGUAGUUCAACAAAUCCCAGCUCAACCUCAAAUCCCACAACCAAAACCAAUCGAAGCUCAAUCAUUCGAAUCUCAAACUCAAAUCGUUCAACCAAUCAGAACAAUUCAGGAAAAUGCGCAAGUUGUUCAACCAGUUCUUAGACCAGUGAGUUUUGAGAUUCUAGAUUUUUCAACCUAAACCUAUGAACUUUUAGGCAGUAGCAGCAGCUCAUUCAGUUCCAACUCAAACCGUUGUUGACACUGAAUCUUCAAACAAAAAAGCUGAGAAUUUCAACAAAGCCACUUUUGGUGAAAAUGGUGUGAAGCCAAGCAGUGUUGAAAAAGCGUCGCUUGAUGCCGAGGUUUGUACUUUUUCCGGAUGUAGGGUUACUGUAGGGUUUGGUACUGUAGUUCAAUUUAUUUUUUGAAAGAUCAAGAGUUCUUAUAAUUUUUUCUGCAUUUAAAAAUUCAGAUCUACUUAGAAAAUCACUGAAAUACUGUAGACCUUAAAAUUACAGUACUUCAAAAAAAAGGAAAACACAAUAAAAAAUUUGGUGAAAAACUAUAGCAUCUCAUGGAUUACUGUAAAAAAUGAUAUAAAUGUUUGAUGAAAAAUUAUUUUUUCUUUCUAGAAAAAAAUAGGUUUCAAAAUAUUCAUUUGAUUUUUUUUUGAAUUAAAAUAUUCGAUGCAUAUCAUAUUUAACAGUCAAAAACGGGAAAAAUAGAGCUAGUAGUACUGUAGGCUUGGUUACUGUAGAUCCUAUCCCAAUCUCAAAAUUGUUUCCCCAUUUUUUUCAGGUAGAUUCAAAUCUUGAUCGUCAUGCCUGGUUUUCGCCAGAUUACGAUGUCAAAGGUGUGUUUUUCCCGCACUACAUUUUUUUAUCCCCGAAAAAACUUCCAAAAUUUUUUCAGAAUGCCGCAAAUCUCUCAACGGAAUCGGUGUCAAAUUCCAGAAAAAGUUCCCUUCAUAUUUGCAAAAAGGUGGAAAAGAUCGCGAAUUAUCGGAACUCGUCGAGCAACGACUUUUGGAAUGCGAAAGAAAAUCGACAGCUUCGCAUUGGGAUAAAGUCGACACACUUUUGCAGAAAAUCAAUUUGACAAAGAGUGAAGAAGGAGAAUGUCGAGCUGGAUUGAUUCAGGUAAGAAGAGAGAAAGGGUAGCAGUUGUGCGACCUUUUAAAUAUUGCGAAAUCUACCGUUCAAAUAUUCAGGAACGAAUUUCAUGUGUGAAUUUAUUGAAAUACGCCUGUCAAUUCGUCGAUUCCUCAUAUCAUUUCAAAUUGGUCCCAGCCAGAAUCACAAUUCAAGAAGCGAGACAAGCUGAAAGUGGAGCUGAAAAAUGUCGACAAGUUGUGCGAAUUGUUAAACAACGUUUGGAAAGUGGAGCUGUUACUUUGUAA